Molecule: messenger RNA, 4409 nt
Organism: Paramormyrops kingsleyae
Lineage: Eukaryota; Metazoa; Chordata; Actinopteri; Osteoglossiformes; Mormyridae
Gene: usp10
Product: ubiquitin specific peptidase 10
Biological process (GO): DNA damage response, signal transduction by p53 class mediator; regulation of autophagy; protein deubiquitination
Cellular component (GO): nucleus; cytosol
Molecular function (GO): cysteine-type deubiquitinase activity
Source: RefSeq, a predicted model, not a curated record
GUUUAUGGGAAGAUGUAUUCGUGUUGACAUUUUUGGCCGUGGAGCCUGGCUGCACUAGCUUGCUGGGCGAAUAUUUGACCAGAAAUCAUGUGCCGAAUCGCGCCGAGCUGUUUGGCGAAACGGGAAGCUGAGGACUUUUCACGUCCAAGCCGUGGGUUUUGUGCAACGCUAGAAACCUAAAAAAUAAGCAAAUGAAAUUGUACCAGACGAAACAGCGCGUUGAAAUGCUUCGCCCUGUGCCAAGUGACGAGGGGGGCACCGCCCCUCUCCUAGUGUUAGCCUGGAGUCUGACCCGAAAACGGGCUACUUGUUACGCUGAAUAAUCUCUCAUGCCCUUUAACGACAAAUUGGCCUCAUAUAGUUGUAAUCGUCAGAUGCACGUAGAUUUAGUGAUUCUUGGAAUCGUAUCCGAGGAUGUUUAGGCUUGUUUAAUUGCGCAACACUAACCGUUGCCAUUCUGUGUGUUUGCACAUGUAAGACAAGUAUCACUGCAAAGUAGCUAAAUUAUGAUUUGGUUCAUUCAGAUAUUACACUCUGAUGCUAGACCCUCCACUGGUUUAUUAUUGGGUACAAUCCUGUUUGUUUUCCCCCUAAGGACAUUAACAAUCCUUAACGGUGUAACGCAAUCUUCAUAAAGACCAUUUGUAGAACGAAUAUAUGUACUGAUUUGGUAACUUUUUUUUUGUGUGGAGGCAAUGGUGACUUUAUUGACUAGUCUGACCUUAAUGCUCCAGUAUGGUUUUUAAAUUACUAAUUUUGUUGAAAAUGUUCUGUCAUGCAGAUCUGUUUUGUAUUUGAUGUCAGUCCAUUCCUUUCAGAGUUUGCUUUCCUCCUGCAGUUUGAGGCAAUGCAUUUGAGUGAACUGGCGAUUCAGUUUCCCAUAACGAGUGUGUGUCCCUUGUCCUGGACUGGCAUCCUGUCCUAAGUCUUCCCCUGCCUUGUGCUCUGUGCUGCUUCUCACCUUGUAGCCCCCUUCCUCUGUUCUCAUGUCUUUUAUAAUACUGAAUUAUGAUAAUUUCCUCUUUCACGUGUGUGUGUGUGUGUGUACACUUCUGUGUUCUUCAGUACUUGCCUCAUGCUUGGCAUGUAUGGGCUUCCAUCACUUGUCACUGCACAUUAGCAUCUUCAUCUUACCAAUCUAAAAUUGUAUAACUUACAAUAGCAAAGCAUUAAAAAAUAGUUCAAGGUACCCUAUAAGGCUCAUAUUAUUUCCCUGUACAUUUUUUUAUACCUCUUGAUAUUUCACUGUCAGUUUCUAGAACUUUUAGUACAUUACCCUCAACCCAACCUUUUUUUUUUUUGCAUGUAUUACUCUUUUUUUUGUCCUAGGUAAGAGACCUGGUGAAUUUUAUUUUAAAGAUCCAAAGUCACAUUCGUAUGUAGAAUACAGGGCCCCAGAGUACCUUGAGAGAUGCUGUUCUGCUCUUCCAAAGUUUGAUUUGAUUCCAGGCAUUCCUUUGCAAACAUGGGGGGUGAGGCCUGGGUCCUUAGCCCCCUGCGGGGAACGCAGUUUCCUCUGCGAUCCUCCACCAGCUUGUUUCCUUCGUGUGGCCUUGCGAUGUGGAAAACUUUUAUUUUUCUAGGAAGAAAGCCACGUGGUCUUCAAAGAUACUACAAAUGAGGAUGAAUGGUCAUCACUGCAGUGUCCCUGUACCACCACUGUCUCUUAAUGAAAUAAUUUUAUGUAAUGUAAUAUGCAGUGUGUCCAGUAUUUCUCUGGAGGCAGCAAAGCACUUCAUUCUGAUUAACCAGCAGCUUACAGGAUUCUGGCAAGCGUGUUCCCAUUUAAUAUUAACUGUGCAGUACAUCUUUGGGGAAUUCAGUCCCGAUGAGUUCAAACAGUUCUUCGUAACUCCUCGCUGUUUUGUUGAGCUUCCCCCAUUCAAUGACAAAGUCUCUUGUGCAUCUCAAUCCUCAGGAAGUUUCUGUACUCCUGCUGUGCCAUUCCUUACGGAAACUAUGAGACUGCAGGUCUGCGGGGAUGAAUUCCAGCACAUUGAAUUCGGUGUGGGAGACGUCAUGGAUGAUGGACCUGCUGGGGUGAAGGAUUCCAAGCUCCAGGUCUCCAGCACCCUGAACCCCCAAGCUCCAGAGUUCAUCCUUGCCUGCCAAACCGCACCGAAACUCCCGCCAGCUGCUGACGAGUCUGACUGCACGAACGGCGACUCCCAGGGCCCAGGAUCCGAGGUGCCAUCACUGGAUGGCGGCCAGGCCUGCCCGGACCUGGAUGGGGCAGUGGGUGGCCUCGGGCAGCGGGAGCGCAAAAAGAAGAAGAAACGACCUCCGGGAUAUUACAACUACCUGGAGGGCCCAGAAGACCCCACAGCUCUUCCUGAGACUCCGCUGGGGAUAGUGCUUGUGAACGGCCACUCCCCAAAUGCCCCUGAUCUUUGCUCUGAGGACUUGGUUAGCCCUGUAGCACUGGCAGUCUCGCUUCCACAGGGCAGACCGGGACCCGGUUUCCCCGAUUCAGCCCUCGUCAAUGACCAGAGGACUUGCGAAAGCCCAGAUGAUCCCUCUUUGGACGAAAGGGGCGUGGUCACAUCUUUGUCGGACAGAAACGCAGUUCAUUCUUCCUCGCAUUGCGGCGGCGGGGGGGCUGAACGGGGAAGGACUCCUGAGCCGCGGCCUGAGAGCCCGGUGGUGCUGGACAAUGGGCAGCCCAGCACCAGCCCCACUUCUCUGCUGCCACCUUCUGCCCCUGCCGUUAGUCCCAGCACCAGACACCUUGCAGAGGCCGAAGACCGUAGUGACAGUGGGGUCGUGAAUGGGCUGACGGAUGUCGGCAGUGGCGCCGAUGGACAGAAGGACUCCUCUGAGACUGGGGAGGCCCUGCCAUUGGUCCAGCACCUGACCUUGUCCCCCACGGACCAGGAUGCAGAGCUGCCCUCCCCUACUCCCCCAACUCUCCCUGUGGCUUCCACUGUUCAGCCACUUAAGUCCUGGGCUAGUCUCUUUCACAGCCCUAAGCCCCCGUCUGGGAGCUCGCAGGCAGAGGCGGAGCCCAGAGACAUAUCACCUGUUGCUCCCACUAUUCUGUCUACCCCUCAGACCCCUGAGAAGUUGGGGGAGUUGAAGGAGGGCCCAGUUCAUGUGUCAGAAGAUCCUCUUGCCCCCAGACUUGCAGAGCUGAUAGAGGAUGUGAAGUUGAUACACAAACCUGUGUCAUUACAACCCAGAGGACUAAUCAACAAGGGGAACUGGUGUUAUAUCAAUGCUACCCUUCAGGCUCUGAUCGCUUGCCCUCCCAUGUACCACUUGAUGAAGUCCAUCUCCAUGUUAAAGGACAGUCAGCGGCAGUGCACCUCCACUCCUAUGAUUGACAACUUCGUUCGGCUGGUGAAUGAGUUCAGCAACAUGCCCUUUCCCUCCAAGGCCAAACAGCAAGCUGCCGGGGACAGGAUAAUGAAAGACUUACGACCUGGGGUUCCCUUUGAACCAAACUACAUCUACAAACUUCUGACUGUCAUCAAAUCAAGUCUAUCAGAGAAGGGCCGACAGGAGGAUGCUGAGGAGUACCUGGGCUUCAUCCUCAACGGUCUGCAUGAGGAGAUGCUGGCCCUGAAGAAGCUGCACUCCCCACAGGAAGAAAAAGCCCCCACACAAAACGGCGCCGAACCCCAGUUAGGACCAGAGGGAGCCGAGGCCUCUGGGAAAGAGGACAGCGAAGACGAGUGGGAGCAUGUCGGCCCCCGGAACAAGAUCUCCGUGACACGACAGGCCGGCUUUGUCCGUACUCCCAUCACGGACAUAUUCGGCGGGCAUAUGAGGUCGGUGGUGUACCAGCAGAGCUCCAAGGAGUCGGCCACGCUGCAGCCCUUCUUCACCCUGCAACUAGACAUCCAGUCUGAGAAGAUCCGCACUGUGCAGGAGGCGCUGGAGAGUCUAGUGGCGCGCGAGUCGGUCCAGGGUUACACCUCCAAAAGCAAGCAGGAGGUCGAGAUAAGCCGCAGGGUGACCCUGGAGGAGCUCCCCCCGGUGCUGGUUCUCCAUCUGAAGAGGUUCGUGUUUGAGAAGACGGGGGGCUGUCAGAAGCUGGUGAAGAAUAUCGAGUACCCCAUAGACCUGGAGAUCAGCAAAGAUCUUCUUUCACCUGGGGUGCGGAACAAAAUUUUCAAAGGCCAAAGAACAUACAGGCUUUUUGCAGUCGUCUAUCACCAUGGGAACAGUGCCACCGGUGGCCACUACACCACUGACGUCUUCCACAUCGGCCUGAAUGGCUGGCUUCGCAUCGACGACCAGGCAGUGGAGGUCAUCGCCCAGUACCACGUGCUGAAGCAGAGUGUGGAGCGCACCGCCUACCUGCUCUACUAUCGCCGCCUCGACCUGCUGUAGGGCUCGCUGUCCUGAGAACACUGCCAGAAUUCAUCCUUCUCGCAGACGCCCCCCCCCCCCCCCCCCCCCCCCCC